Messenger RNA from Gracilinanus agilis (Agile Gracile Mouse Opossum), 2398 nucleotides. RefSeq names its product pumilio RNA binding family member 3 (gene PUM3). Gene Ontology annotation, molecular function: mRNA binding. NCBI's taxonomy places the organism in Eukaryota, Metazoa, Chordata, Mammalia, Didelphimorphia, Didelphidae. Gene Ontology annotation, biological process: regulation of translation. Gene Ontology annotation, cellular component: nucleolus. The record is from RefSeq and is a predicted model, not a curated record. The transcript is spliced from 18 exons. The coding region runs from base 98 to 2263 and encodes 721 amino acids.
CGUUGGGGUUUUUGUUUUUGCCUUUUUAUUUCUCGCCAGGAACGGAGAGGAAAGGAACAGUAUUUCGUGAAUACUCGCAUCUCUUGAAAUUGCUAGUAUGGAAGUCAAAGGUAAAACAAAUUUCACAGGAAAGAGUGGAAAGACAUCACAAGGAAAAAAAAGAUUUAAAAAGGACAAUGAUUCUAAAUCUCCAAAGAAGUUUCCAAAUAAAAGCGAUGAAGGAGGUGGAUCUAAAUUCAGCUCCAAAAAAUUUGAGAAAAGUAACGCAAAGCCUGGGAAAACUGGCAUGAAACAGUUAAAGAAUAAGCAACAAGGAAACAAGUUGCCUAAGAAAACUGGCACAAAACAAUUCCAGAAUAAACAGGAGGGGGACAUGCUACCCAAGAAAACUGGUACAAAACAGUUGAAGAACAAGCAAGAGGCUGGAAACAUGUUACCCAAGAAAAAUGGUGCAAAACAAUUCAAGAAGAAACAGGAGGGAAGCAUAUUGCCCAAGAAAACUGGUGUGAAACAAUUCAAGAAUAAACAGGAGGGGGAUAUGUUACCUAGGAAAAAUGGCCCGAAGCAAUUCAAGAAUAAACAGACAAAAAGGAAAUUCCAAUCAGAGGGCAAAGGUGAAGAGACAGCAGCUAAGAAACCCAAGUGGGACGAGUUGAAAAAGAAAAAGAAAGAACUAAGGCACAGCAGACAACUCAGUGAUAAAAACAACUAUGACACCGUUCUCAAAGCAAAGCAAAUUUGGGAAUACCUAAGAAGAAAAAAUUGUGAUAAAGAAAAAAGAAUAAAGUUGAUGAGUGAAUUACAGAAGUUGAUGCAGGGCAAGAUUAAAAGUAUUGCAUUUGCACAUGAUUCAACUCGUAUUAUCCAGUGUUACAUUCAGUAUGGUAAUGAGGAACAAAGGAAAGGGGCAUUUGAAGAACUAAAAGAGAGUUGGGUUGAAUUGAGUAAGGCCAGAUAUUCCAGAAAUGUCGUUAAGAAAUUUCUCAUGUAUGGAAAUAAAUCACAAAUUGCAGAAAUAAUCAAAAGUUUUAAAGGCCAGGUGCGGAAGAUGUUGCGCCAUGCAGAAGCAUCAGCAGUAGUGGAAUAUGCUUACAAUGACAAAGCAAUAUUGGAACAACGGAACAUGCUGGUAGAAGAGCUCUAUGGGAAUACAUUCCAGCUUUAUAAGUCUGCAAUUUACCCAACUCUGGAAAAAGUAUUAGAGGUACAGCCUGAUAAACAACAGGCUAUUAUGGAUGAAAUGAAACAGAUUCUUACACCAAUGGCUCAAAAAGAAACUGUUAUUAAGCAUUCAUUGGUACAUAAAGUAUUCUUGGACUUUUUUACCUAUGCACCUCCAAAACUAAGAUCAGAAAUGAUUGAAGCAAUCAGAGAAGCUGUAAUAUACCUCGCACAUACGCAUGAUGGAGCUAGAGUAGCCAUGUACUGUCUGUGGCAUGGCACACCAAAGGACAGAAAAGUUAUUAUUAAAACAAUGAAGACUUAUGUUGAAAAAGUAGCUAAUGGAGAAUAUUCUCAUUUAGUUUUGCUGGCAGCAUUUGAUUGUGUUGAUGAUACAAAGCUUGUCAAGCAAAUAGUUAUGUCGGAGAUCAUCAGUUCCCUGCCAGAUAUAGUGAACAAUAAAUAUGGAAGAAAAGUUCUGUUGUAUUUACUAAGCCCUAGGGAUCCUGCACACCUUGUACCUGAAAUCAUUGAAAUUCUACAGAAGGGUGAUGGAAAUGCACAUAGUAAGAAAGACAGUAUAAUCCGCCGUAAGGAGCUCUUGGAGUCUAUUUCUCCAGCCCUGUUAAGCUAUAUGCAGGAGCAUGUCCAGAAAUUGGUGACAGACAAGUCAAUGUGUGUAUUUGUGGUUAAUGUCCUCGGAUCUGCUAUUGGAGAUAUUCAGCCUGCUUUGAAUACAAUUGCAAAAUUAGCUACUCCUGAAAUGAUCCCUGGUGGCAAGGAUGGAGAGUUCCACAUGGCAGAACAUCCAGCUGGACAUCUAGUUCUGAAAUGGUUAUUAGAACAAGAUGAAAAAAUGAAAGAAAAUGGAAAAGACGGUUCUUUUGCAAAAACAUUGGUAGAGCAUGUUGGUGUCAAGAAAUUGAAGUCCUGGGCUGGGAUAAAUCGGGGUGCUAUUAUUCUUUCUCGCCUCCUUCAAAGCCCUGAUCCAGAAGUGACAAAUAAAGUUAAAUCUGGACUGAAAAGCCUCAUCCCCACAUUGGAAAAAGAGGAAAAUACCAGCAAAGGCAUCAGUGCUUUACUUGAAAAACUAAGAGCUUAGAUGAGAAAAAAUAAUGAAGAAUGAGAGUGAAUCACUUUUCCUGAUGAUUUAUGUGAAAGGAUACCAUCUGAUUUGGUCUUUGGGAGGAGCCUUUUAUAUAAUAUAUAUAAUAUAUAAAUGUUUUUUGUAGAAAUA